AUGAGAAAGCAAGCUACCGGCAAGCAAGUGACCAGCAAGCGAGCGACCGGCAAGCGAGCGACCGGCGAGCGAGCGACCGGCGAGCGAGCGACCGGCGAGCGAGCGACCGGCGAGCGAGCGACCGGCGAGCGAGCGACCGGCGAGCGAGCGACCGGCGAGCGACCGGCGAGCGAGCGACCGGCGAGCGAGCGGCAGGCGAGCGACCGGCAAGCGAGCGACCGGCAAACGAGCGACCGGCAAGCGAGCGACCGGCAAACGAGCGACCGGCGAGCGAGCGACCGGCGAGCGAGCGACCGGCGAGCGAGCGACCGGCGAGCGAGCGACCGGCGAGCGAGCGACCGGCGAGCGAGCGACCGGCGAGCGAGCGACCGGCGGGCGAGCGAGCGGCCGGCGGGCGAGCGAGCGGCUGGCGAGCGAGCGACCGGCGAGCGAGCGACCGGCGAGCGAGCGACCGGCGAGCGAGCGACCGGCGAGCGAGCGACCGGCGAGCGAGCGACCGGCAGGCGGACCAAAUAUUUUCACCAGCUGACAGUGUAG
Messenger RNA from Knipowitschia caucasica, 537 nucleotides. Lineage: Eukaryota; Metazoa; Chordata; Actinopteri; Gobiiformes; Gobiidae. The record is from the annotation of a GenBank genome assembly.